Brassica rapa (field mustard) is the source of this 16612-nucleotide messenger RNA. RefSeq names its product zinc finger MYM-type protein 1-like. The record is from RefSeq and is a predicted model, not a curated record. Lineage: Eukaryota; Viridiplantae; Streptophyta; Magnoliopsida; Brassicales; Brassicaceae. Gene Ontology annotation, molecular function: protein dimerization activity.
CGGAAUUCCGAGGAAAUAUGAUUUUCCGAGGAGAUAUUUCCGACGACUUGUUUCUUCGGUAUGUCCUCGGAAUAGCGUUAUUCCGACGACAUACCGACGAUUUUUUCCCUCAGUAUACCGCUGUUUUCUUGUAGUGAUUUGCAAAAGGAAAAGAAAACAAGUCUACUCCAAAUGAAUUAACAUAGUUUUACGAAAUCUAGAUGGAUCUGGAUAAAAUACAUACUUAUUUUUUAUUUGUUUAAGCUCUAUUAUAAUCAGGGGCGGACCCACCACCAGAGAGGGUGGGGCACGUGCCACAUACUCUUUUUUUUUUACAAUUUUUUUUUUUACUUCAAACCAAAGAAAAAUAGAUGGGUCUUGUUACAAUUUGUUUCUUUAACUUCAGCCCAAUUGAAAAUAAAAUAUGUAGACAGCCCAUCAGUUUUUGUUACAAUUUUAAUUAUCCAACCUAAAUAAUUAUUAGUCUAAAAUUUAAAAACCCUAAUGUGUUCCUAAAUAAACUUACGUUCUUCUCUUUUGAAAAAAAAAAAUUUGCAGAAACUUUAUUCAUCAUCUUUAAUACUUUUUUCUCGUUGUUUCUUUGGCAUCUUUUCUAAGUAAGUUUAUACAUCAUUGUUAAUACUUUUUAUUAUUAUUUAGCCUUAAUUACUAAGUUACUAACAUAAUUUUUUUUAGGUAUCCAUGGAGAAAUAUUUCAAAAAACAGUGUUUAUCAUCAUCAAAAGUUAAUUCAGAGAAUUUGCCUUCUAGUUCUUCACUACCAAAAACCAACACGGAGAAUUUGGCUUCUACUCCACCAAUAUCAGCAUCAAAAACUAAUUUGGAGAAUUUGCCUUCAGAUCCUGCAGAGAGAAAAAGUAUAAAGGAAUAUCAUCCAAACGAAAGAGAUGAGGUAAGACGAAAAUAUCUUACUAAAGGUCCUUGUCAACCUCGCGGUCAUGAUUUUCCUAAAACACUGAAAGGACAUAAGCUUAGAAGAUUUAAUCCUGCUUGGUUUGAUCUCUACGGUGAUUGGUUGGAAUAUAGUAUAAAAACAGACAAAGCAUUUUGUUUGGUUUGCUACUUAUUUAGAGACUAUACUGAAAAUAAAUGUGGAAGUGAUGAAUUUGUGAUAAAAGGCUUUGAUACUUGGAAAAAUCCAAAGAGAUUAGGAGAGCAUGUUGGAUUGGUGAAUAGUUUUCACAACAAUGCUCUAAAGAUGGCUGACAAUCUAAUGAAUCCAAAUCAAUCGAUCGUUCAGGCUUUUUAUAAGCAGAAUGACGCAGCCAAGAAUGAAUACAAGAUCAGAUUGAAUGCUUCAAUUGAUGCUUGUAGAUAUUUAUUACGGCAAGGAUUACCUUUUCGAGGUCAUGACGAAUCAACAGAGUCAGCUAAUAAAGGAAACUUUGUAGAGCUUGUGAAGUAUACUGCAGAUCAAAAUGAAAUUGUUAGUAAGGUUGUAUUGGAGAAUGCUCCAAAAAAUAACCAGAUGGUGUCUCAUAAAAUCCAGAAAGAUCUAGCUCAUUGCUUUGCAGAAGAAGUUACUCAGUCUAUUAUUCAAGAGCUUGAUCAUGGUGUAUUUUGCUUGCUGGUGGAUGAGUCUGCAGAUGUUUCUACUAAAGAGCAAGUGGCAGUGGUUUUUCGUUUUGUUGAUAAAAAGGGGAUAGUCAAAGAAAGAUUUGCUGGUAUUAUUCAUGUUCAAGAAACUUCUUCUGCAUCUCUAAAAUGUGCCAUCGAUUCAUUUUUUGCAAAACAUGGAUUAAGUAUGAAAAAGCUAAGAGGACAGGGUUAUGAUGGAGCUAGCAAUAUGAAAGGUGAAUUCAAUGGGUUGAGAUCUUUAAUUCUAAGAGAAAAUAGUUCUGCAUAUUAUGUUCACUGCUUUGCUCAUCAGCUUCAGUUGGUUGUCGUGGGAGUUGCUAAAAAACAUUUUGAAGUUAGUGAUUUCUUUGAUAAGAUUCAUGUUUUGUUAAAUGUGGUUGGAGCUUCUUGUAAGAGAAAAGAUAAGAUUCGAGAAGAUCAACGUAAGAUAAUCGAGGAAGGAGUUAGGGAGGGUAAAAUUAAAACAGGAAAAGGACUAAAUCAGGAGUGUUCUAUUCAAAGGCCUGGUAAUACUCGUUGGGGUUCUCACUACAAAACUUUAUUGAGAUUGGCUGAUUUAUUCACUUCCAUCAUUAAAGUGCUUGAGUAUGUCGAAAGUGAUGGGUCAGAUGGUAUCAAGAGAUGUCAAGCUAAUGGUCUUCUCAAAUACUUUCACACGUUCGAUUUUGUGUUCUACUUACAGUUGAUGUUGCUUCUUCUUGGUCUCACUCAUAAUCUAUCAAAGGCUUUACAAAGAAAAGAUCAGGACAUCUUGAAUGCAAUGUCUCUAGUGAAAUCUACCAAGCAACAAUUGUGCAAGCUCAGAGAAAAUGGAUGGGAUUCAAUCAUUGGAAAGGUGAACUCUUUUUGCAAGAAUAAUAACACAGAGUUAUUUAUUAUGGAAGAAGAAUUUGUUAAUCCAAAGAGGCCAAGACAAAGAAGCAACAUAACAAACUUGCAUCAUUAUCAAGUUGAAUGUUUCUACACUGUAUUGGAUAUGCAGAUUCAAGAGUUCAAUGAUCGUUUUGACGAGAUAAACACUGAAUUGCUUGGUUGUACUGCAUCUUUGAGCCCCACUGAUUCAUUCCACCAGUUUGAUCAAUCAAAACUUGUACGGUUGUCAGAGUUUUAUCCUGAAGAUUUUAGUUCUAUGGAACGAAUAUCUCUUGGGCAUCAACUUGGUAUUUACAUCGACAAUAUCUCUGAAGAUCAAAGGUUUGCUAAUUUGGAGGGUCUUGGAGAUCUUGCACGUGUGAUGGUGGAGACCAAAAAACAUCUUUCACAUCCUCUUGUUUAUCGACUUUUGAAGCUAGUUUUGACUCUACCUGUUGCCACCGCUACAGUCAAGAGAUCUUUCUCUGCGAUGAAAAUUGUGAAAACUACCUUGCGCAACCGAAUGGAUGAUGAAUUUCUGAACGAUUGCAUGGUUUGCUAUACUGAAAAAGAGCACUUUGACGAAGUGACUAACGAUAUGGUGAUAAAAAGAUUCCAAGAUAUGAAAGAUCGAAGAAUGACAUUAUAAGUUUUUUCAUUGCUUUUUUUAUAUUAGAGAUUUAUGUUUUAGUUGUCAUUAACUAUUUCAGUUUGAUUUUAAUAUUUAUAUUAUAUUAAUUAUUUUAUUCAUUAUAAAUUAAAAUAUAUAUGUGCCACAGUCUAACUAAAUUUCUUGGUCCGCCCCUGAUUAUAAUACAGAUUUAGUAAUAUAUAUAAUUCAAUCUCCCUAAUAUUCUCUAAGAACAAAAAAACAAUUGAUCAAAUAUUUGAAACUCAGCAUUUGACAGAAAGAUCACCAUCAUUCAAUUGUAAAUUAACCAUUAUUGCUUCUAUUGUUGAAUUAGCAUAUAUAUUAUAUUGUUUUCAAAAUAUUUUAUGUUUUAUUAUUGUGAAUGACAGAAAACAAAAAUCUAUUAGGAAAACGAGUUAUUGUGUAGGAAGAAGCGUUUGUGUGUCGUGGAUCAUCGGCCUCUCCUUCGUUUCCUUACUUCAUAAGUAUGUGACUUUGCUAUGCAUAUAAAUUACUUUUUCUGUGUGUGGCUAGUGGUUAAUUUUGACUAAUAAUUUAUCAAUAAAAUACGCAACUAGCUCUGUUUUUACUAUGCAAAAACUCAAAUUUUAAAUUUAAAUUGCAAAAAGUUGUUAAUGAUUACUUUGGUCAUCAAUAAAUUCCAUACUUUCGUGGAAAAAUAAAUAGAUUGAAAUCACGAACACUUACAUUACUGCCACAUAGAUUUUUAAACAUCUUAAUUUAUGAGUCAUUGCACCUGAUAUAAUUCACAGUAUUCAUCUGUUUACCAAUUACCAAUAAAGAAAAUAAGAAGAAAGAAACCUUUGGUAGUGGCACAAUUCUGGUAACGAGAGAAUCCGUUGGUCGAUCAGUAAAAGCAUCAGAGUGGGAAUAUAAGAUAUGAUCGUCCAUGCAUUUUGUAAUAUAUGAUCACGUGUGUAAUAAACAUAACUUGUUUUAGUUACCAAGUAUUGUUUAUGACAUUCAGUCUCUGAUUUGCCAAAUUCUAAUCAUGUUGGUAAUAUUGUCCUAUUUGGAGGCGUUAUUAUAUACUAGUAUAUGCAGAAGCAGAACAAUUAUCAUUCACAAGUUUUUUUUAUUACAGAUUGAAUAUGCCUUGUAAUCUUGUAUAGUUAUGUUAGGCAACAAAAAUGUGGCCUUGAUCAUUAGUUUAACAAUAAAGAAUAAAAAGAGAUAGCUGCCAUAGAAAGAACUUUAUUACGUUAAUUGAGCCGCUAUUACAAGCAUAAAAUCUGCAUUAUAUAACACGGGUAGAUAUUAAAGACUAAAACAGUAAAAAGACAUUAAUGCUUUGUUACAAAGAAAAGUUGAAUUUAUGUUAAAAAAAAGUUGAAUAAUGACUAAGGAGAGGAACUUUUUUUCCACGAUAUUAAGCUAGGUUGUAUAACUUCUUAAUGAGAGGAAUCUUGUCUCCAUGAUAUAUGUUAAAUAUAAACUAGGUGAUAGUUUCAUACAAUAUAUGAUUUUCAUAGUACACACACAUUAAUGCAAUAAUCGAGUUGUAUCAGAAUAGGAUGACUAAACCUUUGAUUUUUGGUAGUAUAUUCAAAACUCAAAAGAAUCUGGAAUGGAUCUUGUAGUUUUCUGGUACAUAUCAGGGAAAGAAAGAAAAGAAAGAGAUCAUUUCCCAUUAAAACGAAAGCAGUAAGUGAGGAGGAGAACAUAUUCUUCCUCUUCUUUUUCCCUCCCUCCCUCCCUCCCUACCUCCCUCCCUCCCUCCCUGCAGCUUAGACCAUAAUUAACAGCACCCCUUAGCAUGACUCUUAAGGGGUGGGGCCUACAUUUUUAUUAAAAUUCAGCUCCUCCUUUUCUUCCGCAAGAGGCGAGUCUGCUUUGGUUCUGGUGUUGUUCGCGGGCACCACUGACACGUGACGGUCCGCGAAUGGUUUGUUUUUUAAUUUUUUUUUUAAAUCAGAUAAACAAAACUAAAAAAAAAAACAGCCAACGGCGGGUUUCUGAGAGUUACGGCUGUUGUGGUGGAGGAGUGCGCCGUCGAAACGAGGCUGGUGAAAGAGAACUUUUGACUCAAUUCGCGGCGGAGAUGAAAUUUUUUUUUCAGAUAGAGUUCGUUCUGAUGAAGACGUUCGAGAUGUUAUCUUUCAAGCCGAUUAGGUUCGUGGACGGAGAAAGAUCCGUCGUGUUGAUAUCUCCGGCGAUCAUCCGUAGUCUAAAUGGAAUCGCUGAGUUUGUGAAUAACUUAGGAAUAGUGUCGCCUAACGUUGUCGUUUUCGUGGUUAGAGAAGGAUGUACGGAUACAGCAGGAUCUUGUUCGUUCCAGCGGGAGUUUGUUAGCGCUUUUGAGUUCUACACGAUGGUGAUGGAGUCGUUAGACGCCGCCGCCGCUCCUCCGGGAGAUUUGGUGAAGAAGAUCGUGGAAGCGUUCGUGUUACGGCCGAAGAUCUUAACGGCGGUGGAAACGGCAGCAGAUAGGUGAAACGCCGGCGAGAUGACGUGGCGGAAAAUGUUCAGCGCCGCCGGGAUGAGACCGGUGCAGCUAAGCCAGUUUGCUGACUUUCAAGCUGAGUGUUUACUGGAGAAGGCACAAGUCGGAGGGUUCCACGUGGCGAAGCGAGAAGGAGAGUUAGUGCUGUGCUGGCAUUGGAGGGCACUCGUUGCCACGUCAGCUUGGCGCUUUUAGAUAACCCUAGGAUAGUCUGGUUUGGUUUAAGAAAUGAUAUAGAAUCGAAUUGUAACUACUCCUUUAGUUUAUUCCCUUUAAUUUUGAAUAAAUAAAAUUAUUUCAUCAAAAUACUCUGUUAGAGCUAGUCUUUAAAAUCAUUCAAAAUAACAUCUUUCCUAAAAAUAAACAAAACAAGAUAAACCCAAAAGUCUUAUUUGAAAAACUCAUUUAUAUACUUUAUGUUUUUCUGAUAACAUACAUACAAUACUACUUUUUUUUGGAACACACAUACAUUACUACUAUAAACAAGUGUUGAUGAACAAAAACAGAUGUUUGUAAGAAAUCAUUAACACUUGUAAAUAGAACUUUUAUACAACCAGUUAAAACUUAAAAGUAAUAUUUUCGUAACAAUAGUUAAAUGAAAUUUCUCUAUCCAAAGUUUACACCACAAAGAAAAAACUAUACAAUCCUAACACAUACAUCUUUUAACAAAAUUAAUGGACCCGAUUUAAGAGAAAAUAUCCUGAAUAAUUUAAUUUGAUUUGAUCUUGAAAAUCAUACUUUGUUAAAUAUAUUAACAAAACUUAAUACAAAGUUGACGACAAAAGAUCUAAGACAAGUCUAUGUUGUUUAUUUAUGAUUUUUCUCUCUAAUGUUGGACUAAGAAUACAUCAUCUGCUAUAUCAUAGUCACUAUCAUCUAUCGGAAUUGAAGCGGAAACGAAAGACAUGAAGAAUCAAUUAAGCUUAUAACAUUUUUAUGGCUUCGAUUCAUAUUGGUUACCAAUCUUUCCGAAUUUGGCACUUUGUUCAACUUUAAUUUCCAGUUGAUUUGCAUUCAACAAAAGUUACAAAUACGCUAAUAAAUAUUUUCAUAUAAAUGCACACUGGUGAAGUAAUGUAUAUUGGGUCAUAUGUUUUUUUCUCAAAUGACUGGAGAAAAAAAAUUCAAGAUUGAUUGAGUUUAAGUUAAACAAAUAAGUAAAAAAAAAAGAGUAAAUUUGGAGCAAACAUUACAAUUUUAAACAAUGAUUUUUUUACAACAUUAACUAGUGAUAUAUUAAUAGAUGAAGAUCAUCUUAGUUCUCUUCAAAAAGUUUUGAAGCUCUUCAAAGUCCUCAUCUUCAAUCACCAUGUAUGGUUUACAACUUCAGUCAGGGUGGAGAUGGGCUCUCGCGUCAGGUCUUGGCAGUUGGACGAGGGAGGGACUCUAAGCUUGUUGGUUGGCUACCGGAGACUUUAGAGACAUGCUUGAGAGUGUACAGUUACCCGUCAGGAACAUGCGGCUCUUGGACGUUGAGGAAGGCUUCCCCGUCACACAUACCUAUGAGGAUCUUUCGAGGCUUUACUUGGGGUACGAAAUGAGUAAAGUCAGCGUUGCUGACAUUUCACCUGACGAGGAAGAUAUAAUGGCUUUACCUGUCCAAGCCUUUGUGUACCUAAAGCGCGCAAUGGAUUUUCAUGGUAAUGAUGAAGAUAAUUAGUGAUGCUACUACUAAUUAUUGUGAUGUUGAAGAUGAAGAAUAAUGAAGAAGUUUGAUGUUUACGUGUGUUUCUUAUCUUCGAAUCAGUGCGUCUAGUUUAAGCUUUUUUAAUUCAUGUUUGUUAAGUUUCUCUAGCUGGUGACUUUAUUAGUGCAUGUGUGUUUAAAUUUAGAAGUUGUUACUGUAGUGGCCUUAUUAGUUUCUGCUUUUUAAGGUUAAGUUGUUGUUGUAGUUGGCCUAUGCAUGUUGUCUUGGUGUGUACUCUCUCUAUCAAUGUUAAAAAUAUGUUUGUGUGUUAUUGUUACACUACAAAAAAAAAAGAGGGUGGACUGAAUCACUUAAAUUGCAACUUAUUUAUAAAUGAUACGAUAAAAUACACAACUACUCUGUUUUUACUAUGCAAAAACUAAAAUUUAAAUUUAAAUUGAUAAAAGUUGUCAAUCAUUACUUUGGUCAUGGGUAAAUUUCAUAGUUUCAUGAAAAAAUUAAUAAAUUGAAAUCACGAAAACUUAUAUUACUACCACAGAUUUCUAAACAUCUUAAUUUAUGAGUCAUUGCACUUGAUAUAAUUCACAGUAUUCAUCUGUUUACCAAUUACCAAUAUAGAAAGGAAUAAGAAAGAAACCUUUGGAAUUGGCACAAUUAUGGUAACGAGAGAAUCCGUUGGUUGAUCAGUAAAAGGAUAUUGUUUUUUUUUUAACGUUCAUUUAUUAUGAUAUUACAAUUAUAAUACGAGAAAGAUUACAUAGACGAUUCGACAACCGACAAUACUAUAUGUCUUAUGAAGACUUACGUCUAACUGCAUCACCUGAGCCAUCCUAUGAAGAUCCACGUCUGACCAGAUUUACUUGCACUAUGUUGAAGAUCCCUCGUAAGCCUUUAUUCCGUAAUCUGUAUACUUAUUUAAUAAAUCGCUCUCUCCGGGACUUGAAACAUGAAUUUUCUAUAAUCUGUAAUAAAUUGCAUAGUCUGGGAUUCGAAUCUCAAACCUGGGUGUAGAAGCCUUUAAAAAUUAACCAGUAGAUUACGGUGCUUCAACAAUAAAAGGAUAUUGUCAUAGUGGAAUAUAAGAUACGAUCGUCCAUUCAUUUGUUGUAAUAUAUAAUCACGUGUAUAAUAAACAUAACUUGUUUCGGUUACCAAGUAUUGUUUGUGAAAUUCAGUCUUUAUUUUGUCAAAUUCUAAUCAUGUUGGUAAAAUAUUGUCCUAUUUGGAGACAUUAUUAUAUACUAGUAUAUGCAGAACAAUUAUCAUUCACAAGUUUUUUUUAUCACAGUUUGAAUAUGACUCGUAAUCUCUUAUAGUUACGUAAGGUAACAAAAAUAUGGGCUUGAUCAAAAGUUUAACAACUAGAUGAUUAUCCGCGCGGGAUGAAUUAAAAUAAAAAUAGUAUUUUUUUUAUGGGAAAAUCCCACGAAAAACCUUCAAAGUGUCAAGUACUUCCACUUUAAACCUCCAAAUACUAUGUUUCCAUAAUAAACCCUAAAACUGACAGCAUUCUUAACAAAAACUCUAAAAGUGGCUUACGUGUUUUGUCUUAUAUUUGGAUAGACAGAAUUAUAAACUCUGUUAACGUCGUAACUAACUCUGUUUCCUUUUGAUAAAAUAUGUGCUUUAUUGUAAUUACUUAUAUUUUAAUAGAACCAUCGGAUAUGUUUUGAAAAUAAUAAAAUAUUUUAAAGCGAAAACAAUAGGACGACGACGACGAAGGAGAUGGCUUCUCUGAAAUCUCCAUUUUAUAUGAUCAUCCUCUUCGCCUACGGUGUUGCAAUUUCAUCAUCGUUUCUUGUCAGAGCACAUGAACAGAAACGAAGAGACGAGAAUCGUUGCGUAGGUUCCUUCUAGGUUUCAAAGAAACUUCGAAGGGAAGCAACGUCACCUUCGAAUGCUCUCCUUCAGGUCCUUGUGUUUCUUGCAAUUCCUCUGAAAGGAGAAAAGAGAAGUAUCGUUGCAGUGAAACGGGUUAUAGAAUUCCUUUUAAAUGCAGAGAGGUAAGAGGAGAAGAAGCUUCACACAAGAAAGAUGCAAAAGAGACUCAACAAAGGGAUCAAUCUAAUGUCAAUGAUGAGGGUGACGAAGAUGUUGUUGAUGCAUUUGUGAAACAGAGGAAUCUGCAUGAUGACUCUUCACCGAAAGCCUAGAAGUCUCAGUCUUAAAAAACUUAUAGAAGCUGUUUUCCUCCUGCGAAUGAGGAGAGAGUAUCAGUUCUUGGUUUUGAGGCGUUUGUGCUAGGACUGUUACUUGUAAGCGGAUCAGCUGUAUACUACAGAAAGAAACAGACAGUACGGAUGGCUAGAGUAUCCACUGGAAGAACACAGAGCUUUUGAGAGCACUCCUUUUUCGAUAUGUAAAAGCUUUCAAGUGCUCACUAAGUAACAGAUUCAACGUUUUUCAUUGAAACAGAGAUAUUGCUCGAGUGUAUAGAACAAGCUUUUAGGGGAUUUCAUAUAAUUGGAGACUACUUGUUUCGUAUAAAUGACAAAUUGCUGAAAAAUAGAAAACCAUAAAGUAAUAAAAAUCUACCCAGAGACAAAAUAGAGUAAGAAUAGUUUAAUAUUUUGAUCUUGUGAUUCAAAAUUUACGAGGCCUUCGUAUGUUAAAAAGAAAAAAAAAUUAAAUUCAACUACUCCAUUGUAUUUCUUACGAUAGUAAUCGAAAUAAAGUAAGAGUCACCAAAAAAGGAGAAACAACAUCACAGCUAUUCAAAGUUUUAUUCUGGAGGUUGUGAAUCAGUGAUAGACCUAUCAUAAACUCUGUUUCCAAAGACCUCGAAAGGCCGAUCUGUGAAGGGGCUCCAUAACGUUCCACUCCCACUUGGAAUGUUACCGAUCUUUCUUAUCUUCAAUGGUCGUCCUCGUGAAGCCUUCUUCACAUGUUUGGCUGGUUGGUUGGAGGGGACAGAUUGCUGAGGAGCACUAGAAGCAGCAGGAAAUGCAUAACUUGAUUGAGCUGUUUGUAACGGCUGAGAGCUUGAUCCAACUGAUGGACCGCUUUUAUUUUUUCUUGGUUUUGGUUGACGUUUUGGGUGAAUCUGAAUCAUGAAAAUCAAGUCAAAAAUCUGUUACACACCAACCAGUUCAGCUGCAUAUCGAAAAAAUUAACAAAAAAUACCUCUGCAGGGUGUUUACGAGGUCUACCACGUCUAUUUUUUGGGCCUUCUACAACGACUGGUUCAUUUUUACAUCCGCUUUUUAUAUGUCCAGCUUGAUCACAACGGCUGCAAUGUGAGAUUCUACCGUGUCUUGUAGAUUUACCCGCAUUUUGUAGUGAUUCAAAAGGUUCCUUUCUCCUGUCACGUUUUUUAGGUCUACCUCUUGGCUUACGUAUGUCGGGUAUUCCAAUUGGAGGCUUCUCUAUCUUAUUCCACAACGUCUCACCAUUUACAGGCCUGAUGUUAUCAGCAUAUGUGUUUUGAAGGCAUAAAGAUGAAUAAUAAUCAGAAACAUAUUUCUCAGCAUCGUCUUGGUUGUCAUCUAAUACACAUAUUGCAUGUUUGCAUGGUAUUCCUGCAUUUAUAAUACAAAACAGCAAUACAAAACAUAGAUUAAGUAUCAUAGAAUCAUUAGAAAUAUGUUAACAAUAAAACAAAUGAAAGCUAAACAUUAAAAAAAAAUUAGAGUUUGUUCCACAUACCAGUAAGGUCCCAACGGCGACAAGCACAUUGAUGUGUUGCUAGGUCAACAGUAUAGCCAACAUCAAACUCAUUUACCUCGUAUAAAGUUGUUCUGCUGCGUAUUGUUGAGCAAAAUUUCUUAGCAACCCUUGCUUUCUCUAAUAUAGCCAUUGUAAUUGGAGUGAGAUGGGUGCUACACUUCUCUGCUUGCAGCCAUCUACGAGAUAUUCUUUUUAUUGCUUGUCUUCGUAUGUCCUCCAGCAUACUAAUCACAGGCUUUGUUCUUGCCAUUUUGAUCGUCCUGUUGAAAGCUUCAGAUAGAUUGUUAUGCACAUCGGCACAAUGCGACUCUGGAUUAAAAAAAGCUCUACACCAUUUCUCUGGCUCCGUUUUAAGCAACGCCUCAUACGCAAAUGGAUCAUAUGUCUCUACCAUCUUCAUUUUAUCCUUAUAUUCCCCUUCAUGAUAGCUGUACGCCACACCCCAAAACAGAUUUUUAUAUUCUGACCGGGAAAAAGAUUUUUUCCAAUUACCAUAUAUAUGUCUUGCACACAUACGAUGUUCUGCUUUUGGAAGCUCGGCAGCUAUGGCAUGGAUAAUACCCUGAAAAACAAAUAUGUUAUCUUCAAACUCAAAGUUCAGAUUAUAUAAUUAGCACUGAUAUUACCAUGGAAAUUAAGCACAUAAUAAAUUACCUUUUGCUUAUCAGAAAUGAUAGUAAGAUUACUGCCUAUUCCUAAGUUGAGAUCUAGUUUGAGUUUUUUCACAAACCAGCCCCAAGUAUCCUUGUUUUCACGUUUAACAACAGCCCACGCAAUGGGAUACAUCUUGUUAUCUGCAUCUCUACCGACAGCUGCAAGCAAAUCACCUUCCAAAUCCCACUUUAAAAAGCAUCCAUCAAGGCCAAUUACUGGUCUACAACAUUUCUUCCAAGUCGUCCGAAAUUCUUCAAAACAAAUGUAGAAACAAACAAACUGUUGUACACCAUUGACAUCAGCAGUACAAAUCUCUGUAGUGAUAUCUUUGUUUGAUCGUUUAAGCUCAGCCUCAUAAUCCCAUAGCUUACCAAACUGAAUGGUUUGAGCUUCAAGGACUGUGUCCAAAGCAAUUCAUCUGGCUUUGUAACACUUUGAAAUAUUGACAACGAUGUUAUAACGUUCUUUUAUCAUGUCUUUUAUCUCUGCAGCCUGCAAAUUAACAUUUCUUCUGAUUUCUUCUCUAAACAGACCCGCAAUCACACCUUGCUUCAGCAUUGAUACUCGACUUGAUUUUCCAUGGUUAUGCUUGUUGUGACAAACUUUCACCAUCCACUUGUUCAAUGGCCGCUCAACCGAACAAUAUAUUCUCCAAUGACAGUCACUCUUGCAACAUAUAGCAGCUAUCCUUGUUGCUUCUGAUUUUGCCAUUUUAACAUCAUAUUGAGUAUUCAAUGAGUAGCGUAGUAGCUGAUCCUUGAACUCUAAUCCACUAUUGAAUUUCUGAAACAACCAUAUGUAAGGUUCUUUGUCAAAAUCUCCAUGAAAUUUUUCUUUUCCUUUUUCUCUUUUAGGAUUUUUCCAUUGCUCCCACUCUUCGUCUGAACUUAACGGUGUAUCUGGAUAUUGGACGUCUUCUAAGCCAAAUUCAGGAUCAGAUUCUUCUUCGUCCCUUUCUUCUUUUGCCUGUUCUGCAGCUAAAGUACGAGUUACUUCAUUCAACUUGGGACUUCUUCUAGUACCCUCCUCAAACAGGGACUGAAAUCUGUUAUCAUCACCACCAUUUCCUGCGUCUAAAAUAACCUCAUCUCCAUCGUUCACCAAAUUACGAACGCCCUUAUUCUGCAAAUCAUCACCAUGAGCCUGCAUUUCUUUUAAAUCAUCAGCACGGGCCUGUGUUUCUUUUAAAUCAGCACCAUGAUCUUGCUUCUCAUUCAAAUCACCAUCACGAGUCUGCAUUUCUUUUAAAUCAUCACCUUUAUUCUUAGUUGUAUCAGCUUCGUCCUCAGAUUCCUCAGGGUCAUCAUCUUCUUUUGGUGGCUUAUCAUCAUCAGAUUCAUCACCAUCGUCCUCUGAUCUCUCGUCUAUAUCAGUUUCAUCACCUUCUUCUCCUUCAGCUACAUAUCCACUCUCAUCUUCAUUUUCUAGAAAAACAUCAAUUGCACUUGCUAUUCUCGCAGAAGAACACAACUCUGAGAUAUCACCAUUAACAUCCUCAAACACAUAAUUGAUAUUCUUCAUCUCCUCACUUGUUUCUUUGUACCAAAUCAAUCUUAACUCUGUUACAAUGCCUUCAGCUUUAUUGAAAUAUUGAAACUUCUUCCAGCUGAUCUCAGACAUUUUCCAUACAACAUUUUUAAAGCCUGACUCAUUACGAUAAAUAUAAUCAUCAGCUUCUUUCUUCAUUGUUCCACCAAAGUGGAUAUUUAGUUUCAACAUCUCUUCUUCACUGCAUUGUAAACAAAUAAAGUUUAUCAGUAUACACCAUUUAUAAAAAAAGAACAUAUCAAACUCAGAAUUAUCAUACAAGGUACAAAUCAAACAUAAUUGAGAUUUUUUUUCAGUGAAAUUUUUUUUGCAGAAGACACCACACAUGAUGAGACACGUAAAAUUGGAAUAAGAAGACUAAAAUAUUAGAACUAUCUUACUCCAUGUCGUCUAUAACAUACGACUAUCUCUUCCUCACUUUUUAGUUUUCUCUUUAGGUUUUCUCUUUAGGUUUUCUAUUAUUUUCUUUCACAAACACUUACGACGGCUCAACCCUACAAAUCGUUAGGAUCUUUAAUUACUCUCGUGAAUAAAAUAGAUAUAUAAUUUGUUAAGAAUAUAAGUAAUUACAAUAAAGCACAUGUUUUAUCAAAAGGAAACGGAGUUAGUUACGACGUUAACAGAGUUUAUAAUUCUGUCUAUCCAAAUAUAAGACAAAACACGUAAGCCACUUUUAGAGUUUUUGUUAAGAAUGCUGUCAGUUUUAGGGUUUAUUGUGGAAACAUAGUAUUUGGAGGUUUAAAGUGGAAGUACUUGACACUUUGAAGGUUUUUUGUGGGAUUUUCCCUUUUUUUUAUUUCAAAUAAUACAUAUUCUGAUAUCUACAAUGGUUUUUUUUUUUGCAUCUGAUUGUAACAAAUUUUAAAUGAAUGUCAUGUUGAAUCAUAAUGUUUUUAGUGUAUGUAACAAAUUUUGAAUUGAAAACCCUCAAAUUUGUGAGGAACAAAACUGCAAAGAAUAAAUUGUGGUAUAAAAGAUCUUAUAUUUACAGUGAAAUGAUAUAUUGUAAUUUAGGUAUGCCGAGCUUUUCAACAUAUCAUUUUUUUAAUAAAAACUAGGUUCGGAAUAUUUUUUAUUUUAUAAAUAUAUAACUUUGAUACAGUGCCGGUCCGGUCAUAUACGGCGCCUAAAGAGCACUAAAACUUUGAUGCCCCUCUUUUUCACUAUAAGAAAUCUUUUGAAUAUUAAUCUGUUUGUAAACUUUUGUUAAGUUAGCAAAUCCUACACCUCUAGUUUAUUUUUUAUAUUUAAAUUUGUACAAAAAAAAUUCUGAAAUCCAAACAACUUUUUUGAACAUUUAAUAAGUCUAAAAUUUUUCAGAAAUUUCUAUAGAAAAUUACAACUUAAGAAAUAGAGAAUGAAAACAGAUGUCUACUUACACGUAUUUUUGAAAAGAAACCUUAAAUAGAGAUUAGAAGAAGCAACUAUUCCAACAAAACAAGAUUAACGGUUAACUUUACGGCAAUGAGUGAAUAGAAGACAAAAUUACAUUUUUUGUGAAAGUGUGAAAUUGUUAAGGUUAAGAAAAUAAUUAACUGUUGAAAAGUGAAAAGAAAAUAAUGCAACUGUUAAGGCUAAGAAAAUAAUUAAUUAUUAUCUAGUUUCUUAACCUUUUCAGUUAUUAUAGUAUAUAUAUACAUAAAACGAAAUUACAUUUUUUGAUCUCUAAUCAUAGUUUACAAUCAAAUCUUUUUACGUAUUGUGACUAUCAAAAAGACAAAAAUAUCGAUAAACACAAAAAUGGUCAAAGGAGAAGUCGAACUAGCGGCAACAGCUUACAUGAUUAUCAUACGUACACCACUACACCAAAACCAUCUCCUUGCAAAUGCUGCCCCUAAUAAAUUGAUAAAUCCUAGCGCCUAAAGCCCUUGCUUUAUGAACUUUAGCCCAUGGCCAGACCUGCUUUGAUAUUAUCAUAAUUUUUUAAAUAUAUGAUUUAGAUUUAGUUUUAUAUAUAUUUUAUAACUCUCUAAAUUUAUUUUUAAGCCUUUUAUUCAUUAUUAUUAAUAUAUAAUAUUUUGUUUAAUACAUUUUAUAUUCUUAUUGAUUGUAAUUACUUAUUAAUAUAUUUUUUGGAUGUUAUGGUAUUAAGUUUUUUGAUUUAUUUAUUAAACUAAGAUUUGUAAAUAUUAUAUUAUUUUUUUUAUUUUUACAACAUAUUUUGUUUUUUUGUGCGUUAUAUUUCAAAAUAUAGGAGAAACACUGGUGAGAUGACUUGGUAGUAAGUUUUUUGAUUUUUUUAUUAAAUUAAGAUUUGUAAAUAUUAUAUUGUUUUUUUUUUAUUUUUACAACAUAUUUUAUUUUUUGUGCGUUAUAUUUUAAAAGAUUGGAGAAACACCGGUGAGAUGACUUGGCGGAAAGCGUUCAGCGCCGCAUAAAUGACACCGGUCCAGCUAAGCCAGCUCGCUGACUUUCAAGCUAAGUGUUUAUUGGAGAAGACGCAAGUCAGAAGGUUCCACGUGGCGAAGAGACAGGGAGAGUUGGUGCUCUGCUGGCACGGAAAGGCACUUGUUGCCAUGUUAGCUUGGCGCUUUUAGAGAACCGUAUCAUAGACUGGUUUGGGUUAAGAAAAUGAUACAGAAUCGAAUUGUAUCUACUCCUUCGGUUUAUUCCCUUUAAUUUUGAAUAAAUAAAACUAUUUCGUCAAGAGACUCUGUUGGAGCUAGAGUCUUUAAAAUCAUUCAUAAGCCCUAUUAAGAAAAAGAGGAAAGAAACAGAGUUCGUCAAUUUGCUUAACAGAUUCCAUCCACGGCGCUUAUCGGAUCCGGCUUAGCUAGCGAGGUAGGGUUACGAGUACUGCUUUCUCCACUUGGUUCCAACAUCGUACUUUGUACAGCAUGCUGUUCCGUUGGCAUCGGGUUGCCAGUGUACUCCACUUUCAAGGCAAUUGAGAAUAGAGAUCAGAAUGAACAACAUAAAUGGCUUGUUUACUGGGCAGCUUAUGGUUCUUUCAGCCUUGUUGAAGUGUUCACGGACAAACUCAUCUCUUGUUACGUUUGAUACCCAAAAACUAUAAAUAAUAUCUAUUGCUUCUUCUUCUGAUGGACCUCAUCAAGAAUAUCAUAUUCAGAGUAUUGAUACUUGUUUGUUCACAGGUUUCCUCGUCUGGCUUCAACUUUCCACCGUAGAUGGAGCGCGAAACAAAUAUACAACAACCACCUUCGCCCUUUCCUAACACGACACCAAGCUAGACUGGUUGGACUCGUGAAUGAAGUAUAUGAGCAAAUGGUACAUUGUUUCUUCCUUCAAAACUCAAACACUCUUGAAACACACAACAUUUGCAGGUCAAGGUCAUUAGAUCACACCAAGGAGAGAUUCGUUUUGUGCGAUCAAUGAUUGUCAGAAUCUUGGGAUCAGUCAAUGAAGUUGCAUCACCAAGCCAACGACAAGGAUAAAUCUCAAACACUAGCCCUGAACCAGAAUCUGAAUCCGAUCAUGAAGACUAAUUGAACAACAAAUGUAGUCACAGAUUUGCAGCUUUUACACGCUUGUGUCAAACGAUUGUAAUGGUCAUGUAAAUCUCGAAUUACUUUUAGAGUGGUAAAACAAAUUAAGUUGUUGAAAAGUCCCUA